Molecule: messenger RNA, 1312 nt
Organism: Hyphopichia burtonii NRRL Y-1933
Lineage: Eukaryota; Fungi; Ascomycota; Pichiomycetes; Serinales; Debaryomycetaceae
Gene: FPG1
Product: Fpg1p
Exons: 2
Coding region: 8-1180 (390 amino acids)
Biological process (GO): base-excision repair
Cellular component (GO): nucleus
Molecular function (GO): damaged DNA binding; zinc ion binding; DNA-(apurinic or apyrimidinic site) endonuclease activity
Source: RefSeq, a predicted model, not a curated record
CUUCGGUAUGCCUGAAGUAGCAGAAGUAGCUCAUUUUUGUGCUUUGCUAAAGAGAAAUAUAAUUAAUUAUACAAUAACAAAAGCAGAUUUGGUUCAUGAUAAGCUAUUGUUUCCAUUUUUAAAAGAAGCGGACUCCGACUUGGAAUAUGAAAAAUUUCGUACCGGAUUAAUUGGAUCAUCGAUACAUUCGGUAUCAAGAUAUGGGAAGUUUUUCUGGUUAAGAUUGAAGAAACAUGAUUGCAAAGAGACCAACGUUUUAUUAAUUCAUCUUGGAAUGACUGGCAUGGUUAAGUUGAAAAAUAUCAAAUCGCAUUUGACAUUUAUGGAAAAUGGGGGUGAUCGGAAGAUCUUAGAGAAAUUGAAAAAGGAACAUGAUCCAAAAGAAGAAAGUAAGUUGAAGAAAGAAGCUAUAAAGGAAGAGUUGGAUGCUGGGCCAGAGUCUCAAAAUUUUGGCGACUGGCCACCAAAAUUUUGCAAGUUUGAGCUAACUUUCGAAAAAGAUGGUAAUACAAUUGACUUUGCAUUUGUAGAUCCCAGAAGAUUUGCUAGGAUCAGAUACUUACCGGGUGACUUAGUUCCAACGGAUAACGAUUUACUAAACCACCCGCAACUAACAUCUUUCAGAGGUGAUUAUUCAAAACCAAUAACCCCACCAGAACCGAAAAAACACUUUGUUUUUGGUGAUCCAGAUCCGGAUAAUCAUGGUCAUCCAAUACCGUCACUACAAGAGUUUAAUAAGUUGAUUUUAAGCAAGAAAAAAUCAAUCAAAGCGUUGCUACUUGAACAAAAGUAUUUUGCCGGAGUGGGUAAUUGGAUAAGCGAUGAGAUUUUAUACCAGGCAAGAAUUCACCCAGAAGAUGUAUUACUGACUAAAUUCCAAUUAAGUAAUGACAUUCAUGAAGUUAUUGAAAAGUUGUAUAACACAAUCAUUUAUGUCUGCAAGAAAAGUGUUGAGGUCGAAGGUGACGUUACCCAGUAUCCUGAAGACUGGUUGAUGUUAUACAGAUGGGGAAAGGGUCGUAAAACUGAAGCAACUAUAAAAAGUGGCCACAAGGUCAAAUUUAUCACUGCCGGUGGUAGAACUUGUUGUUUUGUCCCAGAAUUACAAAAACCAUUACCAUCAAUAAAUAAAAGGUCAAAUAAUGGCAAUGGCAAAACUGAUAAACGCCAGAAGAAAUAGUUAUUUCCGUUUAUGAAACGAAUAGUAAUAGACAAUCAAGUGUAUGAUAUCAAUUCUUUAAGAAAGUUUGAAGAAUUGAAAAGUAUGCCUAAUUUACACAGACACAAAUUUAAGUAUUUUUCGUAAUUUUUC